AGGUCUUUCACAUGUAGUUGAAUGAAGGGGAUGGAGCAUUCUAUGGACCAAAGAUAGAUAUCAGUGUAUCUGAUGCGUUGAGUAUAAAAUUCCAGUGUGCAACUCUACAGCAUGACUUACAGCUUCCUGAUCGUUAAGUUGGAAUUCUCGAUUGAGGAUGAAGCCAAAAUUGAGAGUUGUUGGAUACUCAUUGGGAGUCUUUUGUUUAUGUUCGGCGAACAAUCCGGACUCUCGUUCAAGCUUCUAUUUGGAACACGUCUAGUGCUGGUGCCUGGUCUUGACGCAUAUGUAUUGUCUCGCUCAAAAAUUACUUGGCUCUGGACCUUCUUUUUUGCCCAUGACUGUAAACCAAACACAAAGAGGAAGUGACAGUAAGAUUCUUGAUGAGCCGUGCUCAUCGGAUGGCGUGCAUGAAGUUGAAUUGCUUAUACCAUUUUUGAGUAAUAGUUCUAUUGAAGCAUACAGCCAAAAAGAUGUUUCUGGUAUUCUUUCCUUUAGUGGUACAGUAUGUUCUUUUGCGUACCUGAAUUCAAAAGAGCCAAUUUCACAAGCUGUUACUGAUUUGAAGGGAGAUAUCAUUACGAGCCUGCAAAGUAUAUUGGAUAUAAUCUGUGAUGAGACAGAUGUUGAUUCAUAUAAUCAUCAUGAUGUUGGAAGGCAAAUAAGUGAUGAUGAUGUAUCAGUUGAAAAACCUUUUUCUCAACUUGUGCUGCAUUUAUUGAGAAAAGAAUGCAACCUUCCAUUUCCUAGAAGAGUUUUUGCACCAUGGUUAGCGGGGACAUAUGUGUGCGAUUACUUGCAGCCUUCUGAGACAGUUGAGGUUUUAAAAGAUCACUGUAUGGAGUUGUUAUCCAUGGAAGCUCCAACCGAGGUCUCUACAAUUUUGGAGCCAGAAAAAAAAGUCAUAUCAUUCAAAACUAAAUCUUUCUGGGAUGUAGCAAUACCCUCUUAUUCAGAAACUCACCUCGUGGAGGACAAGUUGAAACUUGAUGGCAGAGGAGAGAGUUCUAGUAAUAAAUCGGCGAAGUCAGGUCAAAUUAGUGUUGUAGCUGCUGGUCUCAUCAUUCUACUAUCUAAAGCAAUACCCUUAAGCGGUGAUGGCUUUAUCUCUGCAUAAAUUCUCUCAUCUCUCCAACACGAAUGCACAAUUCACGUAGUUUCCAAAACUGCAUAACUUUUAUACUUUCAAACUUUACAGCAGCCGGUUUGGAAUUUGUUUUUGAAGGAAUGAGGAAGAUCCUUGCCUGGUAUCAACAGC
Vicia villosa (hairy vetch) is the source of this 1258-nucleotide messenger RNA. RefSeq lists its product as uncharacterized. Gene Ontology annotation, cellular component: endomembrane system. The record is from RefSeq and is a predicted model, not a curated record. Lineage: Eukaryota; Viridiplantae; Streptophyta; Magnoliopsida; Fabales; Fabaceae. The transcript is spliced from 8 exons. Bases 287 to 1117 code for a protein of 276 amino acids. Gene Ontology annotation, biological process: intracellular protein localization.